AAUGAGCCCUUGUUCCAGAGGAGUUCUCAGGCAGCUUCAAUGGAAGGAGGGAGCCAAGCAGGAGCCCUGGCAUCAGUCCAAAGAUGAUAAUUACAACAUGGAUUGUGUACAUUCUCGCCCGGAAAGGCGCCGGGUUCCCUUUCCCACCAAAAAUCAGUUCGGACGUUGAAGUCAUAGAAAGCGAGGCUGUAUCCGUAGUACAGCACUGGUUGAAAAAAACUGAAGAAGAGGCUUCCCAGGACAUAAAGGAGAAGAUGUCCACCAACUGCCCUCCCACUCACGGCCAGGAUGUCCACGUCACCAGAGACGUGGUGAAGCACCAUCUCUCCAAGUCUGACUUGUUGGCGAACCAGAGUCAAGACGUCCUGGAGGAAAGAACAAGAAUCCAGUUCAUACGAUGGAGCCACACCCGAAUCUUCCAAGUCCCCAGUGAGGUGAGGGACGAUGUCAUGCGAGAGCGAAUAGAGCAGGUGAGACGCAGCAUAUGCAACCUCACGGAUGAAGCGUCCCAGGAGAUUCGCAGCAGAAAUUCCUACGCAGACUGCUGAGAGCUACAGGUGAGAGGGCGCCAGGGUUGGGGAACAGCCUGUGUCACAGAACGUCUAUGACCCUUGACGGGAGGAGCAACCACACCUGGGCAGAGGGGACCCCGCGGUGAGCCCUUGCUUGUGACGGGCCCACUGGAACCUUCUCGCCCACCGGCUAAUAAAGAGAUGAGCUAUUUAAUCACC
Canis lupus familiaris (dog) is the source of this 731-nucleotide messenger RNA. It is a transcript of the gene SPATA19, whose product is annotated as spermatogenesis associated 19. The record is from RefSeq and is a predicted model, not a curated record. The transcript has 7 exons. Lineage: Eukaryota; Metazoa; Chordata; Mammalia; Carnivora; Canidae. Bases 84 to 548 code for a protein of 154 amino acids.